AGACUCUCGUCACUCAGCUCCACCCCUCACGGCGGGGCUGUACGACGACGCAGCACCCUCGACUUCUCGAGACAAGCCAUCAGGCACGCACAUCCUUCCACCCCAACUCUACCGCGAACGACUUUUGACUCCUGCUAAUCGCUGCAGCGAUCACCAUGUCGUACGCAGCGUAUCAGAAUGCGCAAGCUGCACGCGCAUCCUCCUCCUCCUCUGCCGCCGGUCCAAGCAACUACUCGGGAGGCGGCGGUGGCGGUGUGGGAGCAAGAGCGGGAAUGGGAAUGGGAAUGGGAAUGGGAAUGGGAGCGGGAAUGGCAUUGGAGCCUGCUGCCACGACCACCGUACCGGAUGUGCCCGGUCAGAUCGUGCUUGAAGAUCGAGCAGAGAUGUUGAGGAGGCAUGUAGCCAAGCUGUGCAAUCUUUCCCACAAUAGAUUUCCUGGCGCUCAACCUGUAUCCUUCACAAAAGCCUCUCUGGAAUCGCUCAAGUCUCAAGACUUUUGGGUCUGCGAAAAGUCGGAUGGACAAAGAGUGCUGGUGCUGAUCGCAUGGAACAAGGCGCAAGGUUGUCAAGAAGUCUUUCUGAUCAAUCGAAAGAAUGUGUAUCGCGAGCAAACACGAAGUCUCUUCUUCCCUUCGCAUGAGCGCACAACACCAAACGACGAAAAAGCAGUCGAUGGCGGUAGGUGGAAAGCUCGAUCAGAGACGCUCUUGGACGGAGAAUUGGUCUGGGACACUUUACCCGAUGGACGCCGCAAAAUGAGAUUGUUGCUGUUCGAUUGUCUGGUCAUCGAUGGUACAAAUAUGGCCAGCAGGAUGCUGCUCAAGCGAUACGGCCGACUCAAAGAGCUGCUGUACAAGCCCUAUGCGGAUUACAUGAUGCGUCAUCAGACCCAGGCAAGGGAAAUAGGCUACGAAGUGCUUGUCAAACCUAUGGAGUUGAGCUAUGGGAUACAAAAAGUCAUCAAGGAGGUCAUACCUAGAUUGAUGCACGGCAACGACGGUCUGAUAUUUACCUGCAUCAAUUCGGGCUACGUGAACGGUACGGAUAGCAACAUCAUCAAGUGGAAACCGCCGUACGAGAAUACGAUCGAUUUCAAGCUUCGCCUGCGCUUCCCACCGGACCUGGCCAAGGAUCCUCGCGGCAACCUGGUAGAUUUUACGGCCAAACCUUUUUUUCAGCUGGAUCAGCAUGUUGGCAGGGAGAGCAGAUCGCAGGAUGGCUACGAGUACUUUGAUUGGAUGCAUGUGGAUGAUGAGGAGUGGGAGCAGAUGAAGUCUAGCGCAGUGCAAUUCGACGAUGUGAUCGUGGAAGCUAGAUGGGAUCCGCACGGUGGUCCUCUGCCGCCCGAGGCGGAAUCGACGUGGCGGGCCGAGAAAGCCAGGCGGCGGUCCGGUGGAGGAAAUAGAAAUGUUGAAGCCAAAGAAGAGGAGGAGCAAGAGGAGGAGGAGGAAGAACCGGAUGAUGUUAGGAAUCAAAGACCUCCGGCUUGGCGUUUGCAUCGCGUAAGGGACGAUAAGAGGGAUGGAAAUCAUCAUAGCGUGGUGCAGAAGAUCUUGAGAAGCAUAGAGGAUGGUGUGGAAGAGGAAGAGCUGCUGGGCGCGAGCAUGGACAUCCGAACAGCGUGGAAAUCAGAGCAAAGGGAAGCUAUGCGAAAGGCUCUGGAGAGCGGAAAUGCACCUCCUGCUCCCGCAGGCAGCUCCAAGUAUUCCACCGACGAGUUGGGAAGAAGAAGAGGUCCUGGACCUCCGAUGCGCGGAGCACCACCCAUGGGCUUGAAGAGGAGGUGAACAGCCGCUCUCCUCUUUUCGUCUGUGCGCGUGUGUUGGGUUGCAUGUGCAUGUCAAAAUUCGCAAGCGCUGCUCUGCUCAGUCGCUUGUCAACCUGUUGAUCGCGAAAGCUCAGCGCCUCUUCUUAGAAUGCGAUCGUCGACGCCUCGCAAAAUUUUGCGCGCGCACUCGUGCUCGCUGUACAAGAUUUCAUUGCGCCGC
Molecule: messenger RNA, 1988 nt
Organism: Ceraceosorus guamensis
Lineage: Eukaryota; Fungi; Basidiomycota; Exobasidiomycetes; Ceraceosorales; Ceraceosoraceae
Exons: 11
Coding region: 156-1787 (543 amino acids)
Biological process (GO): 7-methylguanosine mRNA capping
Molecular function (GO): mRNA guanylyltransferase activity; ATP binding
Source: RefSeq, a predicted model, not a curated record